Solanum tuberosum (potato) is the source of this 1176-nucleotide messenger RNA. RefSeq names its product probable LRR receptor-like serine/threonine-protein kinase At4g08850. The record is from RefSeq and is a predicted model, not a curated record. Bases 1 to 1176 code for a protein of 391 amino acids. Gene Ontology annotation, molecular function: receptor serine/threonine kinase binding. Lineage: Eukaryota; Viridiplantae; Streptophyta; Magnoliopsida; Solanales; Solanaceae. The transcript is spliced from 2 exons.
AUGAAGUCACUUGAGUAUUUAUCCUUAUGGAGUAAUAAUCUUUCCGGUCCAAUUCCUAGAGAGUUGGGAAAUUUGAAAAACCUCACUAGAUUGGAUUUAUCCUAUAAUCAGCUUACUGGUCCUGUUCCUGUUUCCUUUGGCAAUUUGAGAAACUUGCAGAUACUAAAUCUCGAUGCCAACAAACUUUCAGGUUCUAUUCCAAAAGAAUUUGCAUAUUUGGAUAACUUGGUUUCAUUAUCAAUGAGUUACAAUCACUUUUCAGGCCAUUUGCCAGAGCGGCUUUGCCAAGGUGGGAAACUUGAGAUUUUCACGGUGAAUAGUAACAAGCUUACAGGGCCAAUCCCAAGAAGCUUGAGCAAGUGCUCGAGUUUCAAACGGGUUCGCUUCAAUAACAACAACUUUACUGGGAAUUUAUCAGAAGCUUUUGGCAUCCAUCCAGAGCUUCGGUUCAUUGAUUUGAGCGACAAUGAUUUUCAUGGUGAACUCAGCAGCAACUGGGGGAAAUGCGAAAAUUUGAUUGAUCUGCGUGUAGCCAGAAAUAACAUUAGUGGUAGCAUACCACCAGAGAUUGGAAAUUUGAACCUGAGCAACAAGUUUGGCCAGAAUAUUCCAAAGGAUAUAGGAAGGAUAACUCAGCUUAAUGUACUUGAUUUGAGCUACAAUCUUCUGGUUGGAGAUAUACCCCCUCAGUUAGCCAAUUUGAAGGUGUUGGUAAACUUAAAUCUUUCCCACAAUGGCCUAUCUGGAUGCAUUCCCAAAGAACUUGAAACUUCAACUGGUUUGCAUGAUGUCGUUUCGUCAUACAAUGAGUUGGAAGGUCCAAUCCCUAAUAAUAAGGCUUUUAUCAAUGCCUCAUUGGAGGGUAAUAAAGGUCUUUGCGGCAAUGUAGCAGGACUCCAUCCCUGCGAAAUGUCGUCUUCUGUGGUGAAGAGGCACUCAAUGGCGAAGGGACGUAAACUCAUCCUCAUCACUGUACUUCCUGUUAUGGGAGCAUUAGUACUGCUCUGCGUUUUCAUUGGUGUUCUCUUUAUGUGUAAUAAAAGAAGGAGAGUUAGAGACGUUGAAAGAAGGGAUGGUGAUGGUUGGCUUUCGAUAUCCAUGUUAGAUGGGAAAGCAUUGUACAGGGACAUCUUAAAUGCCACAGAAGAGUUUGAUGCAAAAUUUUGCAUCGGGUAA